This is a messenger RNA of Brassica oleracea var. oleracea, 1702 nucleotides long. RefSeq names its product delta(8)-fatty-acid desaturase 1. Gene Ontology annotation, biological process: lipid metabolic process. Gene Ontology annotation, molecular function: oxidoreductase activity, acting on paired donors, with oxidation of a pair of donors resulting in the reduction of molecular oxygen to two molecules of water. The coding region runs from base 132 to 1484 and encodes 450 amino acids. Gene Ontology annotation, cellular component: membrane. NCBI's taxonomy places the organism in Eukaryota, Viridiplantae, Streptophyta, Magnoliopsida, Brassicales, Brassicaceae. The transcript has a single exon. The record is from RefSeq and is a predicted model, not a curated record.
CACGUAAUAUCGGUCCCGAGAUAUUCGUUUAAUUCAAAAUAUAUCAAACCAAUCAUAUUAUUAUAAAAGAUAAGGAGGAGUAGAAGAGAUAGCUAACAAGCGCAGCAAUAGCAAUAAACGAUUCCGAUUCAAUGGCGGAGGAGACGGAGAAGAAGAAGUAUAUUACUCACGACGAUCUCCGCAGCCACAACAAACCGGGAGAUCUAUGGAUCGCGAUCCAAGGCAAAGUCUACGACGUCUCCGAUUGGGUCAAAUCCCACCCCGGAGGCGACACGAUCAUCCUCAACCUCGUCGGCCAAGACGUAACCGACGCGUUCACCGCGUUCCACCCCGGAACCGCCUGGCACCGCCUCGACGGCCUCUUCACCGGCUACCACAUCGGAGACUACCGAAUCUCCGAGGUCUCCCGCGACUACCGCCGCAUGGCCACGGAGUUCCGCAAGCUCGGCCUCUUCGAAUCCAAGGGACACAACACUCUCUACACGCUAUCCUUCAUCGCCGCCAUGUUCGCCGGCGUCCUCUACGGUGUUUUGGCGUGCGACUCGAUCGUCGCUCACCAGAUCGCCGCCGCGCUUCUCGGACUCCUCUGGAUCCAGAGCGCGUACAUAGGCCACGACUCGGGGCACUACGUCAUCAUGUCGAACAAGAAGUAUAACAGAAUCGCGCAGCUCGUCGCCGGUAACUGCCUAACCGGAAUCUCGAUCGCGUGGUGGAAGUGGACUCACAACGCUCACCACCUCGCGUGCAACAGCCUCGAUUACGAUCCCGAUCUCCAGCACAUCCCCGUCUUCGCCGUCUCCACCAAGUUCUUCAACUCGAUGACGUCACGGUUCUACGAUCGGAAGCUCACGUUCGAUCCCGUGGCGAGGCUAUUGGUUAGCUACCAGCAUUUCACUUACUACCCUGUCAUGUGCUUCGGGAGGAUCAACCUCUUUGUGCAGACGUUCCUCUUGCUGUUCUCCCGACGCGAAGUUGAGGAUCGCGUCCUCAACUUCGCGGGGAUCUUGGUGUUCUGGACGUGGUUCCCACUCUUGGUUUAUUGUCUACCGACCUGGCCUGAGAGAUUUUUAUUCGUGUUUACGAGCUUUACCGUAACAGCUCUUCAGCAUAUACAAUUCACGCUUAACCAUUUCGCUGCUGAUGUCUACAUGGGCCCGCCCACGGGGCACGACUGGUUCGAGAAGCAAGCGGCCGGGACGUUGGAUAUCACGUGCGUACCGUAUAUGGAUUGGUUUUACGGUGGGUUGCAGUUUCAGCUGGAGCACCAUUUGUUCCCUCGGCUGCCGAGGUGUAAUCUACGGAAAGUGGCUCCCGUGGUUCAGGAGCUUUGCAAGAAGCAUAAGCUUCCGUAUAGGAGCAUGUCGUGGUGGGAGGCGAAUAAGUUGACCGUUAGGACUUUGAAGAAAGCGGCUUAUCAAGCUAGAGAUAAGGCUAAUCCUGUGGUUAAGAACUUGGUUUGGGAAGCUUUGAAUACCCAUGGUUAAAAUCAAACAAAGAGCUUUUGUUUUGUUUUGUUUUUUUUGUUUGAUUAUCAUCAUUAUGUGUUUUAUUUAUUUUUGCUUUUGAAGCUUUUGAAAAUUUUCGUUUUGUUACUAUGGAAGAAGAGAUGUUAGAUUGAAUUGAAUCGAGAUUUAAUUUGAUUAUAGAUUAACUCUUCCGUAUGGGACUCUCAAUAUAUAUAUUAUUAUUUGAAUUUUGUUUU